Molecule: messenger RNA, 2547 nt
Organism: Solanum pennellii
Lineage: Eukaryota; Viridiplantae; Streptophyta; Magnoliopsida; Solanales; Solanaceae
Product: pentatricopeptide repeat-containing protein At2g02750
Exons: 2
Coding region: 129-1988 (619 amino acids)
Biological process (GO): RNA modification
Molecular function (GO): RNA binding; protein binding
Source: RefSeq, a predicted model, not a curated record
ACAAUUAUACAAAAUUCAAAAAUCACAGAUUUAUACAAACUUUAAAUAGAUAUAUACAAAAAUAAUGAACGAACAUGGUGAUAAAACUGAAAAUCAAACGAAAUCAUCCCUUAUGAAGGGAACAAUCCAUGAAGAUUCAAAUAGCAAAAUUGGUAGCCAAUGGACUUUACAAAGAAGCCAUUAACUUGUAUUCCCAACUCCAUUACUCUUCUUUAUCUCCCACCAAAUUCACCUUCCCUUGUCUCUUCAAAGCUUGUGCAAAGCUAAAAUUUAUACCACAAGGUCAAAUUCUUCAUAGCCAUUUGAUUAAACACGGGUUUAACACUGAUGUAUAUGCAGCUACAUCGCUUACUGACAUGUACAUGAAAUUUGGCUCAGUGGAUAGUGCCCUGAAGGUGUUCGAUGAUAUUCCUCAACCAAAUAUUGCUUCGUUAAAUGCAAUCAUUUCUGGGGUUUCACAAAAUGGGUAUCAUGUUGAUGCUUUUAAGAUGUUUGGGUUGUUUAGUGGUUUAUUGAUUAGGCCGGAUUCAGUUACUAUAGCUAGUGUUUUGUCAGGGUGUGUGAGUAUUGAUCAUGGUGUUCAAAUGCAUUGUUGGGGUAUAAAGAUUGGUGUGGAAAUGGAUGUAUAUGUAGUUACGUCGAUUUUGAGUAUGUAUUUGAAUUGUGUUGAUUGUGUUUCUGCGACGAGGUUGUUUGGAUUGGUUAAGAAUAAGAAUGUGGUGUGCUGGAAUGCGUUUAUUUCAGGGAUGUUGCGAAAUGGGGAGGAGGAAGUGGUUUUGGAUGUGUUUAAGAAGAUGUUACUAGACGAAGAACCGAAUGAAGUGACUUUAGUAUUGGUUCUCUCUGCUACUGCUAAUCUUAAGAAUGUGAAGUUUGGUAGGCAAGUUCAUGGACUUAUUGCGAAAACUGAGUUACAAUCGCGUACAAUGGUGGGAACUGCACUUGUAGAUAUGUAUUCGAAAUGCUGUUGCUGGUUAUGUGCAUAUGAAAUCUUCAAAGAGCUGGGUGGCAACGGGAAUUUGAUAACAUGGAAUUCGAUGAUUGCCGGUAUGAUGUUGAAUGAGCAAACGGAGAAAGCAGUUGAGCUGUUGGUGGAAUUAGAAUCGGAAGGAUUGGAACCAGAUUCAGCAACAUGGAAUUCAAUGAUCACUGGGUUUUCGCUGCUGCGAAAAGAGAAUGAAGCUCUUAAGUUCUUUAGGAAAAUGCUUUCUGCCGGUGUCGUUCCCAGUGUGAAGACUGUUACUAGUCUUCUGAUGGUGUGCUCAUCUCUGUCCUCACUCCGUUUCGGCCAAGAGAUUCACGGAUAUAUUUUUAGAACGGAUAACAUUGUUGAUGAAUUUAUUGUUACCGCAAUCAUUGAUAUGUACAUGAAGUGUGGACAAUUUCCUUUGGCCCGUAAGGUUUUUGAUCAGUUGGAAGUAAAAUAUGAUGAUCCUGCUAUCUGGAAUGUAAUGAUUUCAGGGUAUGGAAGGAACGGGGAAGGUGAAGCUGCUUUUGAGAUGUUCUCUUUGAUGCUAAUGGAGAAAGUACAACCAAAUUCCGCAACUUUGAAUUGCAUGUUGUCUGUGUGCAGCCAUAUCGGAAAAUUGGAGAAAGCGUGGCAAGUUUUUAGCUUGAUGAUCACAGAUUUUGGCUUAAUCCCAACUCUAAAGCAGCUUAAUAUUAUGGUUGAUCUACUUGCUCGAUCUGGUCGUCUGGAUGAAGCUAGAGAACUACUACAGCUCAUUCCCGAGCCUUCUGCAUCUGUUUUUGCUUCUUUACUAGCAGCUUCUGAGCAAUUCUCUAAUGCUAAGAUGGGAGAAGAAAUGACCAGAAAGCUCUCAGAAUUGGAGCCAGAAAACCCUGUUCCUUUCGUGAUUUUGUCCAACCUUUAUGCUAGACAAGGAAGAUGGGACGAUGCUGAAAGAAUCAGAGAAACAAUUGAUGAAAGGGGACUCGAUAAACUACCAGGAUACAGUACUGUAGGAGUGACAUCCUGUAUAUGUUAAAACUGGUAGAACAGACUACUAUUGCAUCUUAUGCCUAGUCUGCAUGAACUGGCUCUCGUUGCACGAGAAAAUCCAAAAUCGAUGUUAAAGAAGUUGGUGGUCCAAAGAUGAAGCAACGAAUGAGAUCUCUGAGUGCAAGCAUACAAUUGACUUCAUUAACCUUGCCACUUAUCGCAGAUCCUGUGAACUAACUUGAAAGCCAUGCAGUACGAAGAGUUAUUUCAAGCUCGCGUGUGACAAUCUUCACGGUCCAUCUGUUCCCUAAGCAGUUGUCUGUGAAGUCCUUUCAGCCAGUGUUGUUAAAAGUCAUCGCGUUGUCACUUAAAGCAAUGAAGCUAUGUGAAGGAAGGGGCACCUCAUAGCCCAUAGGUGAAGCCAUGGGCUUGAAGAAGCAUGUUCUUCAAAUAAUGACGCAAAAUCAUCCAGACAAAAAGGUUAGUUCUUUAAAUCUCAAUUUUGAGGAGUUGGAUUAAUAUUGGCCUUAUUCUAUAUUGCAUGUUGAAUUUAGUUAUCCUAAUUACAAUUUGAUUAUCUUAGUACUAAAUCCAUAUACGUUAAA